Messenger RNA from Contarinia nasturtii (swede midge), 942 nucleotides. Its product is annotated as cylicin-2-like. NCBI's taxonomy places the organism in Eukaryota, Metazoa, Arthropoda, Insecta, Diptera, Cecidomyiidae. The coding region runs from base 60 to 800 and encodes 246 amino acids. The transcript has 4 exons. The record is from RefSeq and is a predicted model, not a curated record.
ACAAAGACGAACGCAUAAAAUUGUAGUAAAAUACCAUUUAAAUCAAUCGAAUACAAUCAAUGUCAAGAUUGACGAUCGUUGUUAUGUGCAUUGCGGCCAUUUUCGUCAGUUUGACGAUGAAUGGCUGCGAUGCACGACGCAUUCAAGUUGAUGAUUUGGACGUGGCUGCAUCAGACAAACACGAAUGGAAAAAAGGUGAAGAAGAAGACUAUCAUCACAGUGGAUAUGGUAAACAUGGAAAGAAAGGCGAUAAAGGUUACGAAGAAAAGCAUGGAGAAGAAGAAGGUAAAAAAGGUCACCAUGACAAAGCAGACCACGAAGGUGAAUACGAAGAGAAGAAGGGACACAAGAAAAAAUAUUAUGAUGAUUCCGGAUAUCAUUCGAAAAAAGAAGAAGGAAAGAAGGGUGAAAAAGGCCACAAAUUUCACGAAGAAGGUAGCUUUAAAAAAGGUCAUUCAACCAAAGGCAAGCAUGUCAUUCAUAAGUUAGAUGAAUCCGAAAAGAAGAAAGACUAUUUUGACGAAGAUUAUGAUGGUGCAUACGAUGAGGAGCACGGUGAUUUUCAUGAAAACCAUGGAUCGAAAAAGGGUGGAUCACACAAAAAAGGACAUUUUAACAAAUCAUUUGAGGAAAAAGAGGCUGGCAAGAAGGGUCACGGCAAAAAAGGACAUCAUCAUCAUGACGAAUCAGGAUACAAAGGCGAAAAAGGCGAAGAAAGCAAGUACGGUCACAAAAGCGAAAAAGGAAAGAAAGGCGGAAGUAAAAAGGGUGAAAAAUGGGGUCAUAAAAAAGGCUACUGAUUCGAACUGACGAAUAUACUACGCCUGAACGAGCUUUGUCUUAGCCAAACUGUUAGAAACGUUAAUUUGGUUUUUCAUUCAUCAACUGUAGUAAUUGUGAUCCUAUGAAAAUUUGCUAAAAAUAUGUAUGUACUGUGUUGAA